GCAAUGCCUCUAUGACAAGAUAAGGCAGCACACAGCCCCUCAUUGUGUGCAGACUGCUGUUCCAUUUGUCUCAUGAUGGAUUUGUCAUCUUUGUUGAUUGGUAUACUGCUGGAAAUUCUGACUGUAAAUUGUCAAAGUGACCCAGGCGACCGUAUAGUGGGAGGAACCACACCGGUUCCAAAUUCAAUCAAGUAUAUUUUGUCGAUACAGACCCUAAACCACCAGCACAUCUGUGCAGGCUCCCUGAUAAACAAUUACUGGGCCAUCACAGCAGCACACUGUUAUAUGGACCCAGAAAGAAUGGUGGUAGUGGCAGGAGACUACUCUCUGUCCAUCUAUGAGGGCACAGAGCAAGCAAUGAUGCCCUACCUCUUGAUACCCCACCCUGAGCAUGACAGCAGCACCAAAGACAACGACAUCAUGCUCAUAAAGUUCAGGACCCCUUUCAACUUAACCAGCUAUGUUUCCACCAUCCUGAUGCCCCGGCAAGAUGCCUCCAUACCAGAGGGGCAAAUGUGCCGGGUGUCAGGCUGGGGACUCACCAACCCCAGUGGAGGAGAGAUUCCCUCAACCCUCCUCACAGUCAAGCUCCCCAUCUUCUCCACUAAAAAGUGCAACAGCAGCGAGUCUUUUGACGGCAAAAUCACAGAAAACAUGCUGUGUGCUGGUUAUAGCACCGGUGGAAAAGAUGCUUGCAUGGGGGACUCUGGGGGUCCGCUGAUAUGUGAAGGCCGGCUCUACGGUGUGGUGUCCUGGGGGAAAGGAUGUGCUGAAGCCAAGUUACCUGGUGUCUACACUGCUGUGUCGAAAUACCGCAAGUGGAUAGACAACACCGUAUUCAAUCACUAUAACAGGUGUGACAAAAAUUUGUUUCUGUAAUAAAGACAAAACACCUGCUUUGAUGUAA
Molecule: messenger RNA, 907 nt
Organism: Solea solea (common sole)
Lineage: Eukaryota; Metazoa; Chordata; Actinopteri; Pleuronectiformes; Soleidae
Product: trypsin
Exons: 5
Coding region: 73-879 (268 amino acids)
Biological process (GO): proteolysis
Molecular function (GO): serine-type endopeptidase activity
Source: RefSeq, a predicted model, not a curated record